Messenger RNA from Synchytrium microbalum, 1968 nucleotides. RefSeq lists its product as uncharacterized. The transcript has a single exon. The coding region runs from base 1 to 1968 and encodes 655 amino acids. The record is from RefSeq and is a predicted model, not a curated record. Lineage: Eukaryota; Fungi; Chytridiomycota; Chytridiomycetes; Synchytriales; Synchytriaceae.
AUGGGGGUUGACGCUGGGAAAACCUUGCUAGUCAAGGACUUAUUGACCGCAGAGGAUGCCAUCAAUACUAAACUAUCAAGGACGGCUUUAGAUGGAAGGGGAACAAAAUACUCACCUCCACCUUCAAACAUCGACAUGACAGCCGCCUCUUCCGAAUCUGAAAACCUAGACGACACGUCGACUGUACAGUCACCAAGCUUGGAAAUACAAUCAGACUCACCGACAGGUUCAUACGACUACUUCCCACACGCACCACCUAUACCGAAUCGAGAACCAAGCAUACUUGCUAUGGACGGUGUUUUUAACGCGUAUGGCAUCAUCAGCUCUCAAGAAAUGACUGCUUCAACUAUAGCAGAUGUUCGACGAGGAAGCUAUGCAAGCUCUACAUCGCCUGCUGAAGUUGAAAUGGACGAGCUGAUACGAAUGUCGACAAUGAAUAAUGCAGCCUUUGCUACUGCUACUCAACAGCAACAGGAUAUGACGUUGGAAUGUGCGCAAACAUCUCGUCGGCGUGCAGUCAGUUUUGGGUCUGAACGAACACGAGUCUACCACCCAGAUGAAACCACCGUUCGUGUACUUGUACGUCGUGGAUCAGGACCGAAUGGCCAAAGGAUAUUAUCUGCAGUAUCCAGCAAUUCGACAAAAACCGACGAUGUGGAGUACGUAUUAUCAUUUCUACAUCCGGAACAUGUCAAGUCUUGGUUUAGUGGCAGCUCUGGAAAACAGGAACGAAGAAACUCUUUGAACAAACAUUCGGAAUUGAUUGUAGGCGCUGAUGGUGUUAUACGAGGCAAAGUGCUAGCAAAAGGAGUAGAACCACCACAAGUCCGCUGGACGGCAAACAAUUGGCAAACAAAACAACCAGUCAACAAGUUUAUUCGACCACCAACCAUUGGACACGCAUCACCAUCGAAUCCGUCUUCAGCACCAUCAUCGACUCUCAGUAUACCCUUCCACAAACGCUUUGGAUUAUCACCAAACUCAUCUUCCACUUUUGGUGAGUCUGGGAAUAGCUCUCGAGUAUCUCUGGCAACCUCUAAUAGCUAUAGUCCGAAAUCAGAACCGACCCCACCAGUUUCGAACGAUGGACUGUUUGCACCACUGACCAACACAUCGACCCGCAGGUUUUCAAUCAACUUUGGUGGAAUAAGCGAAUUGGCUGCUACAGCCGUUAUUGAUUUGGCACGAAUGACAUCCGACAUGCCACCGGCAGUCAAGAAGCCAGAAGAAUAUGUAGUUGCAAGUGUAAUUCCAGAAUUACAACGAGUAGCAGCUCUAUCUAGUGACUCGAAUGGAUCCUCUGGUGGAUCGUCAUCAUCGUCUGGGGGAUCAAUAGAAGGAUCCCAGAUACAAAUACCAUCACCAACACAAACCGGAAUUCAUAAUCGAGUCAUAGUUACUCCUACCAAAUCCAGUCGUCGUGCUUCAUAUGGUGGACCAACAAGCAAGAUAUCCGCCCUAAUAUUAUCGUCCAAAUCAUUAUCAGUGCCAACACCAGGAGAUCCAUCAUCACAGCCAGUACCAACCAUACACCAACCCACCUCAACACGACCGACCAUAUCACCAGCUGGCAGUGUCACAUCCGUAACACCGAGUGUUUCAUCCACAGGCAGUGCAACAUCUCCAGUGUCCCCACAAUCAGGACUGCACGAAUGGAAGUUUGAAAUAGACGCCAUCAGCGAAGUGCUCCCAGAACUGGAACGACUUGUAGGUGACGCACCACAUGAACCCGUUGUACCCGAAGGAUGGUCUCCAUUACGUGUUGGUGAAUUUGAUUAUGCACGACGAGCUGGAUUCCGUCCUCGAAAUGGUGUUGCCAUGUCGUUUCAGGGCAUUGGAGCGCCUGGUAGUAUCGAGUCUGUACGAUGGAGUGGUGUAAUCAACAUACAAGUCGAUGGACAGAGCAAGUCAAAGGAUACUGCUGGGCUGAUAGUUACGCUGGUGCAGAUUAUUAAUCCGUCAAAGUAG